AUGCCAAUGGAAUGGCGCUAUGAACCAUUGAUGCCAAAGGAAUUCAUCUUGGGUAUGAAAGCACGUGGUCAUGCUGCGACUGUCUUGAAUGAAGUUAGUGUAGUAACUGCAAUAUCUAACAAUAAGGAAAUAUUCAGUGCAGUAUCAGAGAGGCGUCGGCCAGGAAACACAUCCUACUUGUUGCUCCCUACUAAUUGUACAUAG
Messenger RNA from Nezara viridula (southern green stink bug), 204 nucleotides. The record is from the annotation of a GenBank genome assembly. Lineage: Eukaryota; Metazoa; Arthropoda; Insecta; Hemiptera; Pentatomidae.